This is a messenger RNA of Xiphophorus hellerii (green swordtail), 3809 nucleotides long. RefSeq names its product potassium voltage-gated channel subfamily B member 2-like. The coding region runs from base 346 to 2877 and encodes 843 amino acids. Gene Ontology annotation, biological process: protein homooligomerization; potassium ion transmembrane transport; action potential. NCBI's taxonomy places the organism in Eukaryota, Metazoa, Chordata, Actinopteri, Cyprinodontiformes, Poeciliidae. The transcript has 3 exons. Gene Ontology annotation, molecular function: protein binding; delayed rectifier potassium channel activity. The record is from RefSeq and is a predicted model, not a curated record. Gene Ontology annotation, cellular component: membrane; voltage-gated potassium channel complex; dendrite.
GUUCCUUUGUAUGCUGUGCAUAUUUUCACCCUGUUUUCUGCUCUUCGUUGCACCGAAAUGUGGAUUUUCAGCGGCCGACGUAAAGAUCCCAGGUCAGCGGCCGGAGGGGAGCGGAGCGGCUGGAAGCUGGGCUGUCCUGGGAAAUAAAAAGUUCGGCUUGUCAGAAGACUCAGCAGAGAAAUGGAUCUCAUCAGGAGAGGAACGGCCUGAACACGGAGAAGUGAGCUCUGUUGGUCUUAUCUAACCAGCCAACACUCUCAUCCCUUGGAAACAGUGAGGCCUCAAAACAAGCUCCAAUAGAGUUGACUCAGAUUCACAGGAAGGAACAGAACCAGCCGUCUCAGCAUGACAGACAGAGUGAGUUUCAACGCUCCCAAAGUCACCCCCCGCCCGGCCGCGCCUCCUGUGCUCCCACCUGAGCCAAUUGAUAUCAUUCGCACCAAAGCUCGCUCUCGGCGAGUCCACCUCAAUGUAGGUGGUCUCAGUCAUGAAGUGCUGUGGAGAACACUGGAUCGCCUGCCUCGAACCCGUCUGGGUCGAUUAAGAGACUGCAACACCCAUGAGUCACUGCUGGAGAUUUGUGAUGACUACAGUCUCCAUGAGAAUGAAUAUUUCUUUGACAGACAUCCAAUGGCUUUCUCCUCCAUCCUCAACUUCUACAGAACAGGGAAGCUGCACAUGAUGGAGGAGAUGUGCGCUUUGUCCUUUGGUCAGGAGCUAGACUACUGGGGAAUUGAUGAGAUCUACCUAGAGUCCUGUUGCCAGGCGCGGUAUCACCAGAAGAAGGAGCAGAUGAAUGAAGAGCUAAGAAGGGAGGCUGAGACGCUGAGAGACAAGGAUGGAGACGUUGAGGAGCAGGGCUGUUGUCCCGACCAAAGACAAAAGCUUUGGGAUCUCCUGGAGAAACCCAGUUCCUCUGUUGCUGCAAAGGUCCUGGCCAUGGUCUCCAUCCUGUUUAUUAUCAUCUCCACCAUCUCAUUAUCUCUCAACACUCUGCCAGAGCUUCAGGUUGUUGAUGAGUUCGGCCAGUUCAAUGAUAACCCCAAUCUAGCCCAUGUAGAAGCAGUGUGCAUUGCCUGGUUCACUAUGGAGUACCUGCUUCGGCUGCUGUCAGCACCUAAUAAAUGGAACUUCAUCAAAGCACCACUGAAUAUCAUAGAUUUGCUGGCUAUAUUGCCUUAUUAUGUGACCCUCUGCCUAACUGAGUCUAACAAGAGUGUCCUGCAGUUCCAGAAUGUGCGCCGUGUUGUCCAGAUUUUCCGUAUUAUGAGGAUCUUGAGGAUCCUUAAACUUGCUAGGCAUUCAACAGGACUCCAGUCCUUGGGUUUCACAUUGCGAAGAAGCUAUAAUGAGCUGGGUUUGCUGAUUCUUUUCUUGGCUAUGGGCAUUAUGAUCUUCUCUAGCUUAGUAUUCUUUGCUGAAAAGGAUGAGGAUGCAACUAAAUUCACAAGCAUCCCUGCCUCCUUUUGGUGGGCCACUAUUACAAUGACAACUGUUGGAUACGGCGACAUUUAUCCACAAACCCUGCUUGGCAAAAUUGUAGGAGGGCUUUGCUGUAUAGCAGGUGUGCUAGUCAUUGCUCUUCCCAUCCCCAUAAUUGUCAACAACUUCUCAGAGUUCUACAGAGAACAGAAGAGGCAAGAAAAGGCUAUUAAGAGAAGAGAAGCCCUUGAAAGAGCCAAAAGAAGUGGAAGCAUUGUUUCGAUUAAUUUGAAAGAUGCGUUUGCCCGUAGUAUGGAACUCACAGACGUGCUGGUAGAAAAAAAAGAGGAAAGCAAAUGUCCAGUAGAUAACCACCUGUCCCCUAGUCGUUGGAGCUACCACAAACAUUACUCCAAUACAGAUGUCAGUAGCCCAGCAAAGUCCCAGCCAUACCAAGAGGUCACGCAGUGGGCUUCCCCUGGAGCAGGAAAACCACUGUUGAAUAAAACUUCUCCUCGACACCUUCCUGCAAAGCAACUUGCAGGAAGUUCUUACAACAAGACAGGAAUCACCCAGGAGCAGCAAGACAAAUGUAUAGAAGAGCCAAUAAACAUGGAUAUUUUGACCUCUAGUCAAACCCAACCGGCUUCACCUAAAGUCGGCAAUAGGGAGAAACUUGUUGGUGUGGUUGAUUCUUCAGGUGAAAAAGAGAAAAAAAGCUCUUUGUUACCAAGUGUAGUGGAAGGUCAAUGUAGUCUGAGGCACUCUAUCCCCCCUCCCUUAGAUUUAAGUCAAAUCAGCACAAUGGAAGCAUGUCAACGCCUGGACAGUGACCAACCAAUGACAAUAAUCAAAGAGGGUUUGUAUGAAUUUGUGUCCACUCCCCAAAGAUCAACAACUGAAGAAAAGCCAUUGUUACCACAGAGAGUGAAUGAUUAUAGCAGUCCUCCAACAAUUACAACUUUAAAUGUGGACUUCAUUGGAUCGGAAGGUGAUGUUCUUACAGCAAUUAUGACACCAUUAGCAACCAAAGACUCCACUAGCUCACCCAAGGUUGAUCAACUACUUUCGGAAGAUGUGUUUUCUAUGUUCUCUACUUCUCCCAGUUCUGCUACACCUGACACAGUGUCUGUGCUAACAAUACCACAGUCUCCAUCCCUGUCACAGGAGUCUGCCCGCCCUGUUGGGGAGAGUUCCAUAAUCAGGAGCUUAGAAGGUGAAGGGCAGCACACAAGCUUAAGCCAGCAGGGGAAGAAUCACAUGGAAAGGGCUGCUACUGGCUCUAGCUCAGCUAAAGCAAGCCCACUCAACUGCACAAAUGAGCUAGUGACUAUGAGAGAGGCAGAUGGAGGAGGAGACACAGAGGGUAAAGGACAAGGACAGGGUGGGGAAAAACAAGAAAAUCACAUUGCUUUGGAUGGAAGUUUGACACCACCCUGUGAAACAAGUAUGUGAGCUCAAUGAUAAGGAUAGAUUGAAAGCAGAGAUAGAAGAAACACAUAAAUAAAAAGAAACAAAAGCUUGUGGAAUGCAUGGUCAUGACUUUGUUAAGAGUGAUGGAUGGUUACCUGAUUGAGACCUCCUCCAUGUUCAAAAGGACACUGAACGCACAAAUUGUGGAAGCACAAACAUAGAUGUUAUUUAAAGAAAGAAAAAAAACUUCUGUUCUGUCAAUUUUAAUGAGCACCAAUUUUGUUUGUGUUCUAAUUGCUUGAAGACAAACCUGUACAAUGACAUGACUGAGAACAACCAAUGACGAACUGCUAAUUUUGUAAGACUCAGAGGAAAGCAAAACAACGCCUUGAGUAAAUGAAAAUAUUUGUGAGUGUCAUGAUUUUUUUUGUUUGAAUGCAAUUUUGUCUGUUUGGAAAAAGAGAGUGGAAUUUCACUCUUGUUUUCUACUCUGCAGUUUUUGCUUAGAAUGGGUAACAGGUAACAGUAAAAGCAGGAUGACAUUUUAACUUUUGAAUUUGUCAAUGCAACGUUAACACAUAAAUUCAACAAAUGUAGAAAAUCAUUCAUCACGUAAUAUACUCUACGGUUGGUCUUCCCAUCUGUUGGUGAGUGAAUUAAAGACGUAAGCAUCUGAGAAAUACAGUACAUGUGGGGUUGAUGACUUUGUUCUGUUUUAUGACUAUUUAAAUUUUUUUAACUUUUUCUAUCGUUCUCUUUUUGUAUAAUCCUGUACCGACAGAGAACUGAAUCUUUAUGAUAAAAUAAGCAAAAGGAGCUGUAAUCACUCCUGUAUUCAUCACUGUAUGCACACUUUUGAAAACGGAAUAUCCAGCAUCAUAUUUCUGACAGGCAACAUCAAUAAUAAGCAACCCUGGAAAUUAAAAAUGCAACAAAUCUACAGUCAUUUUCAAUAAAUCAGAAUAUGUGUUACA